Molecule: messenger RNA, 1668 nt
Organism: Venustampulla echinocandica
Lineage: Eukaryota; Fungi; Ascomycota; Leotiomycetes; Helotiales; Pleuroascaceae
Exons: 1
Coding region: 1-1668 (555 amino acids)
Biological process (GO): carbohydrate metabolic process
Molecular function (GO): hydrolase activity, hydrolyzing O-glycosyl compounds
Source: RefSeq, a predicted model, not a curated record
AUGAAGCUCUCUGUCAGGGCAGUGUUUGCAAUUUCUAUGGCCCUCAAGUUGGCCUUGGGCGCCACAUUCACCAAUCCUGUGCUCUGGGAAGAUCUUGCAGAUCUGGAUAUUUUUCGGGUUAAUAACACCUACUAUUACUCAGCAUCAAACAUGCAUUACUCGCCGGGUGCACCAAUUCUGAGCUCGUCAGAUCUUGUUAAUUGGCAGUAUAUUGGCCACGCAGUUCCAACUCUUUCGUUUGGCUCGAAAUACGACAUGUCUAGGGGAACGACGGCAUACGUCAAGGGAAUAUAUGCCUCGACCAUGCGAUACCGGGCCAGUAAUAAGACUUGGUACUGGUAUGGCUGCAUUGAAUAUGGGGUCACGUACGUCUUUACCGCACCCGCUGUUACAGGGCCUUGGACACAGAAAGCCAAGACCAGUACCUGCUAUUAUGAUGCGGGCUUGCUCAUUGACGACAACGAUACAAUGUAUGUUGCCUACGGCAAUACCCAGAUGUCCGUUGCUCAGCUCUCCGCGGAUGGGCUAUCUCAAGUCAAUACCCAGGUCGUCUACAACACUCCGUCAAGCAUUGGCGUGCUUGAGGGCUCGCGAAUGUACAAGAUUAAUGGAGCCUACUACAUCUUCAGCACGAAGCCUGCGAAUGGGCAGUAUGUUCUUAGAUCUACCAGCGGCCCUUUCGGACCGUACACUGUUAAAGAGCUCCUCUUGAAUCUCGGUAGCCCAAUUCCAAAUGGUGGCAUUCCACACCAAGGCGGCUUGGUUCAGACGUCAGGAGGCAGUUGGUACUAUAUGGCAUUCGUGGACAGCUAUCCUGGUGGGCGUGUGCCCGUACUCGCACCCAUCAGCUGGGGCAGCGACGGCUUUCCAGUUCUCCAGACGGUCAACGGUGCUUGGGGUACUUCAUACACAGCUCCCCUGACACUAUCUCCGACUUCCCACACCGGUACGGAUUCGUUCUCGGGAACCUCCCUUGGCCCACAAUGGGAGUGGAACCACAAUCCCGACACAAGCAAGUUCUCCGUCAACAAUGGCCUCACGCUCUAUACUGCAACCGUGACGAGCGAUCUCUAUCAGGCCAGAAAUACGCUUAGUCACCGUAUUUUGGGCCCAACUUCGUCUGGAACCAUCGUACUCAACUUCGGGGGCAUGGCAGACGGCGACCGUGCCGGCCUCGCCAUGCUUCGUGACACCAGCGCCUGGAUCGGUUUACGAAAGGACGGUUCCUCCAUUAAACUUUCCAUGUGGUCUGGCCUCACCAUGACUUCGACCUGGGUAACUGCCAGUACUGGCUCUGAAGCGGCCAGCGCUACUAUCUCUGGCACUCGUGUUUGGUUGCGAAUCUACGCAGACAUUCAUGUCGGUUCCGGCAAGCAAGCUCAAUUCUACUACAGCACUGACGGGCAAUCUUUCACCCAGAUGGGUACUUUGACGCUCAACAAUGCUUGGAAUUUCUUCCCUGGCUACAGGUACGCCAUGUUCAACUUCGCAACAAAAGCUCUAGGUGGAUCUGUCCAGAUUAGCUCUUUCACAGUCGAUUCGCCAGGCCUGACGAAUAUGCGAAAUGCGGAGGAAUUGGAUUCAUUGGGCGUACAACGUGUACCUCACCAUAUACUUGCAAGUACACGAAUGGCUACUACUCGCAGUGUUUGUAGGCAGGUGGAUUAG